Molecule: messenger RNA, 1451 nt
Organism: Bombyx mandarina (wild silkworm)
Lineage: Eukaryota; Metazoa; Arthropoda; Insecta; Lepidoptera; Bombycidae
Product: kynurenine formamidase-like
Source: RefSeq, a predicted model, not a curated record
GGUCUUUCCGCUGAUUAGUAUAAUAGUUACUACGUAAGGUCUUCCACUAAGCAAAUUGCAAGCUGAGGAGAUGUUGUUUGUUGUGUUGUUAUCUUUCUAUUUUAAUUUGUGCAUUGCUAAAGCGUCAUUAAAUGAUGUUUUAUUUACUGGUGAAUAUGAAUUCUUUGAUUUAACACAUCCGUUCGACAAUAAUACUGUGUAUUGGCCUGAUGCAGAAAAAUUUAUUUUUUCAAAAAAAAUUGAAGGAUUCACCUUAGAUGAUAAAUCAUGGUACGCAUCUUAUGAUUUUACUGCAGGAGAACAUGGUGGUACACAUAUUGACGCUCCUUACCAUUUCUCUAGUACUGGGAAACGUGUUGGUGAAAUAACCUUAGACAGAUUGAUUGUGCCCCUGAUAGUAGUGGAUGUGAGUUCCAUUGUUAAUGGCGAUCCCAGUUUUGUGUUGUAUAAGCAUCAUUUGGAUCACCUUCUGAAUGACAAUCUAGGAAAACAUUGUGUUAUAAUUUUCAAAUUUGGGUGGAGCAAAUAUUUUAAUGAAACUAAACAAUAUUUAGGAUUAACUGAAGCACAAGACACUUUGAAUUUCCCUGGAUUAAGUGAAGAAAUCGCAGAGUGGAUCAAGUCAUCAUAUAAAAAUGUGGUGGGCGUUGGUGUUGACGUUGCAUCAGUAGAUCCCGGCUCUAGUACAGACUUUCCCGCCCACAAAAUUCUCUUGCACGAAGGGCUUUAUAUUAUUGAGAACGUCAAUAUAAAUUCCAAUAUACCUGAUUACGGAUGUACCGCUUUAGCUUUACCUAUGAAGAUAGCAAUGGGAACUGGAGCACCACUGAGACUUGUUGCUAUUUGUCCCAAAUAAAGAUACCGAACCUUAUAAAGAUUUAAAUUUUAUUUUAGGAGGAUAGUGAUGAUCGCCCGGAGCACGGUUGUUCCUUGAAAGAACGUAAAGUUAUGCUAAUUGGCGUAGCAAUGAAAACAACCUAUAAUUUCCCGCGGCCAAUACUUUUACGGUUUUGUUUCGUCGUUACUUUUGUCUUUUUAAAUUCUGAAGUUCCAGGUGUUAAGUAUCACGAAUGUCUUGAGCUCUCUGUAAUAAAGACAAUAAUUUGUUUAGGUGAUAAGUUAUGCCGUUGGUUUAACAUGUGAAGCAAGUCUUGAACAAAAUUCUCCAAAAAUUCUGUUGUGGUCACAAAAAUAGUUUAAAUGAAUGAACCAUAGUAGUGCUGGCGGGAAUGCAACUGAAGUACGUUAUGGGUUACAAGAUCGAUAAUAUUAUUAAACCUGCGUCUUUAAUAUCUUUUAUGGCAAAGAUCUAACACGCAAAGUCAAAGGCCUGACAGAUAGCAAGAUAACGCAAGAGGUCUCAUUUAAAUUAAAGGGGGCAUCAAAAAAUAGAAAUUUCAUGUCAAAUUUAAAAUAAUUAUGAAGUUAAUAAAAUAUAUAUUACAUACAUA